GUUUGAAAUGAAAUAGGAUAGCAUUCCUUUGAGAAAGGUUCAAAGGAGAGGAGAAAUAUGAAAGAUGUCUUUUUUUAUUCAUUAUUCAAAUGAUUGUCUUUAAAUUUCAACCUUUCAAGUUUGAUGGUAUCUGUCAGACAGUCGCACUUAGUCUAUGCCCACUCAUGGGGAAAUUUAAUGGCAUCGAAGCAAUAUGUUAUUCACGUAAUGUAGAAAUAGGUGGUCUUAUUAUAUUUCAACCAGCUACAUUAAUUAUGAAUCUGGUGGCUAUCUGCAUGACAGCUGUGAUGGUGUAUCAUGUAAAGACUAAAUAUACAGCCGUGGGACGAAAAGAGAUCGCAAUGUUCCUACAGUUGUAUCUGGUGACAGUAUUUUUGGAAAUGUUACUUGUGUCCAAUAUAAUCCCGACCGCCUCCAUCUUGUAUCCCUAUUUUACUGCUGCUCAUUUAGGAUUGAUGACAUCAACAUGUUGGUGUUUAUUAUUGAACGGAUUUAUUGGAUUUCAAUUUAUCGAAGAUGGGUCUAGGAUCAGUUUAUGGAUUAUGCGAAUAUCAUCAUUUGUUGUAUGCUUAUUGGUUUGGAUCAUCUCUAUUUUUACCUUUUUAAACAUUCCGCCGUUUAAUACGACGACAGCGACCAUGGUUUGGGUGAUUUAUUAUAUAGUAAAUGGUAUCAUGAUAUUCAUCUAUACGAUAUCACAAAUCAUCUUGGUCGUCUAUACAUUGGAUGAUCGAUGGCCAUUAGGGGAUAUCUUGUUUGGUAUUCUAUUUUUCACGGCUGGCUUUAUUAUCCAAUACGUAUUCUCGAUUACAUUGUGUGAAGAGGUUAAACAUUACCUGGAUGGUCUAUUCUUUGGUACCAUGUUUAAUCUACUAUCAGUCAUGAUGAUUUAUAAAUAUUGGGAUUCUAUUACCAAAGAGGACCUGGAGUUCUCUAUUGAUUCAAAACAAAGAACCUGGGAAUUGGAAACUUUACUCUUGCUUGAAAAAUAAAUAGAGGAGAGAGAUAGAUGGAUGUCAUCCCACACUAAAAAAAAAAUUUUUUUUUUUCAUGCAAAUAUAAACCUUGUAACUUUGUAUUUUCUC
Rhizopus microsporus ATCC 52813 is the source of this 1085-nucleotide messenger RNA. RefSeq lists its product as uncharacterized. Lineage: Eukaryota; Fungi; Mucoromycota; Mucoromycetes; Mucorales; Rhizopodaceae. Gene Ontology annotation, cellular component: endoplasmic reticulum membrane. The record is from RefSeq and is a predicted model, not a curated record. The transcript is spliced from 3 exons. Gene Ontology annotation, biological process: protein folding. Bases 90 to 992 code for a protein of 300 amino acids.